Molecule: messenger RNA, 1726 nt
Organism: Chelonoidis abingdonii (Abingdon island giant tortoise)
Lineage: Eukaryota; Metazoa; Chordata; Testudines; Testudinidae
Gene: RMP64
Product: ribonuclease MRP subunit p64
Biological process (GO): positive regulation of Notch signaling pathway
Cellular component (GO): nucleus
Source: RefSeq, a predicted model, not a curated record
CGCCCGAUUCUCACUCUGGCAAGAUGGCGGCGCGUGUGCAGGGGGAGGCGGCGUGGAACCGGUGGCGCGUGCCGUGGCCUGCGAGCAGCGCUACGGUGGCCCUUCCGGCCCAACACCCGGCAGUGAGAUGCCUUCCAGCUGUUGUAAAAGGAUGUUACAAGGUCAGCAUGUUGCUAAAGAGUAAAGCUGUGGAUGCAGAAGGAAAAGUUUUACAUGCGAUUCUUUAUGGUUUCCACAACAGAAUGGCUCACCAUAAAACCUAUUUGUCUCUGAAACAGGUAGAACAAUGCUUAAAGCGUUUAAAUCAGAUGAACUUGAUGGGUUCCAUUCAAGAUCUGGCGGAGUUGUGUCCCAAGAAAAAUAAAUUUGAAAAUGCAGGGAAGUGCUUAGUUCCCAGCCAGCCUGUGACAGAAGUGGUGGCGGUGAAGAUCUUGGGAGGCUGCAAGCUCUUGCUGCGCUUACUGGAGUGUUGCUGCAAAGCAUUUGUCCUGUCUGUUAAGCAUCUGUGUUUGGAAGAAUACAUCCUCUUGAACACUGUGGUUUUGGGAUUGUUGAGCAGAUUAUGGAUUCUCUAUAGGUGUGUAUUACAAAGCCUCAUUUCUUUAUAUGGGGUGUUGUGUGGGUUGCUGCAGGAGGUGUCCAGGACCCAGCAGAUGCCUUUUAUUAAGGGGUUUACCUUCCCUUCUGAAAUCACUGAGUUUCUGGGACCCCUUUAUUUGGAGAUUAAGAAAAGACCUAAAGUACUUGCACCAAAAAAGGCAACUGGAUGGCUGAACAAGCUGUUUGCAGGGCCUGCAGUAGCAUCCAGGUGCAGUAAAGAGAGAGGCCCAGCAGCUCCCACAAGGUGCAGCAAGAAGAUGACCAACAUCCAGCACCCCAUUGAUAUUGGGAAGCCGGUUCUGGUGAAGAGAGCUAACCGAGGGAAGCAGUUGGGAUUUGACAUCAAGACCUUAUGUAGGCAACUGAAACUCAGAGUCCAAGAGGAUGUAGACUUCAGGCUAACACUUUCUGAAGCAAAAGCAGUGAGAUCUCAGCAUGUCAAAUCCCUUGUGUUGCGGUUUAGAGAAGCCUGCUCUUUUGGAGAACUGUCUGAAGCACUCAAAACAGCCAUUCUCUGCUGCAAAAGCAAAAAGCUCAAGUCAGAAGCUUUCUUUCUGGGAACAAAACUUUUGAAAAGCAAACGGCUGCAGCAUGUGGAGGCUCAAGGCUGCAGCUUACAGAAAAAACUGGGCUGUGUUAAAGCAUCUAUCUGCAAAUACCUUCUCUCUGACUUGCAAAAGGAACGUUGUCCAAAGCAGUACUGCAGAGCAAGUUCCUGGCAGCAAAGGAAGAUCAGACUGUCCAGAACAUCAAAAUCUGUCUCAAAGAAGACUCCAGAGUUUGUUCAGCAAAACACUUCCAGCCUUUUUGAAGACAGUAUGCCUGGUGCUGUGUCACUCUUUCCUUCUCGGCAGUGUGAGCAUUCACUUCACCUAAGAAAAGCAGGAGACUGUAGCGCUACCAGGCACGUUGGAGAACAAGACAAAGUGGGGACCUCUGAACGUGUGGCGUUGGAAAGAAACCCUGGGCCUACACUGAAAGGGACUAGUGAGAGUGAUGACAUUGAUGACAUUUUUGCAGCAAUGGGUGUAUAACACUGGUGUGGUGGUGAGUCACUGUAGUACAGAGGUCCCCAAACUGUGGGGCAACCCCCAAGGGUGGGCAUGGAGGAACAUUGGGGGGGGGC